Molecule: messenger RNA, 2487 nt
Organism: Leptopilina heterotoma
Lineage: Eukaryota; Metazoa; Arthropoda; Insecta; Hymenoptera; Figitidae
Product: venom acid phosphatase Acph-1-like
Exons: 13
Coding region: 334-2487 (717 amino acids)
Biological process (GO): dephosphorylation
Molecular function (GO): phosphatase activity
Source: RefSeq, a predicted model, not a curated record
UGCUGUGCUUACAAGGAUGCAAAUCACUUAAAAAAUCUUAUCGCGAUUGUCAGUUAAAAAUAUGAUUUUUAACUGAUUCAAAUUAAGAGAGCACAUUGGCUUUUCAUCUACAAGUUGCAGAAAAUUUAUCACUUUUCCUUUAUUAUUUCAUGCUUAAUUUUCAUGUAAAUAUAAUCCUAGAGUACUCAAUGUAUUUGUCAAAGUAUAAAAGUUAUCAGUUGUCCACGGUCAUGAGAUGAAGACAGUUGUCUUUCGCAUCACUAUAGAAAUGGCUAUCAAUUUUAAUCUUUAAAUCAACACCAUUAUCGUGAUAGAAACAAUCGCAUAGCAAUAAUGUAUCGUCUGGUUAGCACUUUUUAUAUGAUGGGGAGUUUAUUAGUACAGUCACCUCUUGAGACCGAAGAUCAAGAUAGUCUAAAACAAGUCAGUGUGGUGUUUCGUCAUGGCGAUCGUACACCAAUUUUGCCACUUGAAACCUAUCCAAAUGAUCCUUAUAUAAAUCAUACAUUCAGUGAUGUACCCUUUGCAAUAUUAACUGAGAGUGGAAAACAAAGAGCUUACAGAUUGGGAGAAUAUCUCAAAACCACGUACAGUAAAUUUUUAAACAAUAAAUUUACGCCAUACACAGUUGAAACUCGAAGUACAAAUGCUAAUCGAACAAAAGAAACUCUUAAUUUUGUGCUAAAGGCUUUAAAUUCUAAUAUUAAGUUUCCAAAUAUAAUUGCUAAGCCUGUAUCAAAUGAUUCUCUUCUAAUAACGUGUGAUGAAUAUCUUUUAGAAUUUUUGAAAGUGCAGAAUAAAAUGAAUGGGAAGUACGGUUUGAAUUUUCAAAGACUUAUGAAUAGUUUAACAGAUUAUACUGGCAAAAAUAUUACUAGAGCCCUUGAUUUACAUGCUUUAUAUACAACAUUCGAAACUGAAAAAUACCAUAAUCUUACAUUACCAUCAUGGACGAAGGUCUUAUAUCCCGAUGGUCUCUUGGUAAAGGGAUGCGCAUUGUCGUAUAAAUUAUUGAAUUACGAUGACAAUAUGAAGAAACUUAACGGAGGAAUGCUGAUUAGAAAAUUUAUAAAUGACAUGUUAGCUGUAAAAAAUGGAGAAAUAGGAAAAAAAUUAUUUCUCUACAGCGCACACGAUAUUACUGUUGUGGCCGUUCUACAAGCUCUUGGAGUUUACUUUUCUCAUGUACCAAAAUUUACAAGUGCAACUAUUCUAGAAUUGCAUCAAAUUAAAGGAGAUUAUUUUAUCAAGCUUGUCUACUAUUUAGGUGUACCAGAAGAGACAAUGGAUUUAACAAUUCCAAAUUGUAAAACUAUGUGUCCUUUAGAGGAUUUCAUUCGUUUAGUGGAAAACGUUCUACCGAAAGAAUUAACUCACUUUUGUUCUCCAUUAGAAUUGAAAGAAGAAGAUAUGAUUUAUAAACCGACACUUUUGAAAUUCAAGAAAUUAAUGGAAUUAUCUAUUGUGUCCAGUUGUUUUGUUGCAUCUGAAUCAACACUUCAAUUCAUUAAUGUGGUUUUUCGUCACGCUGAUAGAACACCGAUUCCUCCGUAUGAAAUGUAUCCUAAUGAUCCCUACAAAAAUUUGACCACCGACCCUUCCGAGUACGGACAAUUGACAAAGAGUGGUGAAAUAAGAGCUUUUAGACUAGGUGGAAUUUUGUGCGAUAAAUAUUGUGAAUUUUUAGGCACCAAUUAUCAAUCAGGUACGAUUGAAGCUCGCAGUACUGAUUUUAAUCGAACAAAAGAAUCAUUAAAUUUACUUCUAAAAGCUCUAUAUCCAGGAAAUAUUAUUGAAACAACUUAUCAACCACUGGAAAACGAUACAUUACUCUUUCCCCUAUUCUGCAAACUAUUCACUGACAAGUAUUCCCAAGUGCAAAAUAUGACAGAAGUCAAGACAAAAGCGUCAGAAUUCGAUGAAUUUGAAAAACAACUUUCAAUAUUCACGGGAAAGGAAAUAAAAUCAUUACAUGAUGUUGCCCUCAUUUGGGUAACAUUGGAAACGGAAAACUUUAUGGGUCUUCAAUUACCCGAGUGGACGAGAAAUAUUUAUCCAAAUGGUGAUAUAUUAGAUGCUGUCAUUGAAUUUUAUAAAAUUAUGAACUACAACGCAAAACUCAGAAGACUUAAUGGAGGUAUGCUUGUUCGAAAAUUCAUAGAAGAUAUUGAAACCGUAGUAAAUGGUACAAAUAAACAUCGAAAAUUAAUGCUAUACAGUGCACAUGACAUUACGAUUGCCGGUGUUUUAAGUGCCUUAAACGUUUUCUAUCCACAUGCACCCCAAUUUUCAUCAGCUGUCAUUGUCGAACUUCAUCUUAUAAAUAAAAUUUACUACAUAAAGAUUUUAUACUACUUGGGCCAACCAGAAACAAUCAGAGUAUUACGAAUUCCAAAAUGCGGUGAACUGUGUCCAUUAAAUCGAUUUAAAAAUUUAGUUAAAAAAAAUAUACCAAAUGACUUUGAAACGAAAUGUGGAAGAAUUUAA